AUGGCUCAAAGAUUCCAUCUUCUUCUCUCUAUAAUCUUCUUUGUUAAUCUAAUCUCCUUUUCAAGUCAACAAGACUUAAGUUUCAUCUACAAUGGCUUUAACCAAGACCAAGUCAAUCUUCACCUUGACGGUUCUGCAAGAAUCCAACCAAACGGACUUUUGCAGCUAACCAAUGCAACAACUCAGCAAAUGGGUCAUGCUUUCUUCAACCGUCCAUUCGAUUUCGGCUCAGCUUCAUCGGAAUCUCUCUCUUUCUCGACUCAUUUCGUCUGCGCUUUGGUCCGUAAUCCAGGUUCUGACGGUGGUCAUGGAAUCGCCUUUGUUCUAUCAGCUUCAAUGGAUCUCACACAAGCAGAGCCAACUCAAUUCUUAGGACUCUUCAACAUCUCAACGAACGGAUCUCCUUCUUCUCAAAUCUUAGCUGUCGAGCUCGACACCGUACAGAGCGCAGAGUUUGACGACAUCGACAAGAACCACGUCGGUAUAGACGAAAACAACCUCAAAUCCUCUGUUUCUGAUUCAGCUUCUUACUAUUCCGACAGAGAAGGGAAGAACAAAAGCUUGACACUCUUGAGUGGAGAUUCUAUACAGGUGUGGAUUGAUUAUGAAGAUUCUCUGCUCAACGUUACAUUAGCUCCUCUAAAGAACCAGAAGAAGAAGCCAAGCAAGCCUCUCUUGUCAAAAAGCAUCAACCUCACUGCAAUGUUCCCGGAUCGAAGAGCAUUUCUAGGGUUUUCGGCUGCAACUGGAUCGUUGAUCAGUCACCAAUACAUCUUAGGAUGGAGUUUCAGCAGAAACAGACUUUCAUUACAGAGCCUUGACAUCUCUAGACUUCCCUCUGUUCCUCGUCCCACCAUAAAGAAGAAAAACAAUCCUCUGCUUAUCCUUCUACUGGUUAUACUCGCGCUCAUAGUAAUGGCGGUUUUGGGAGGAAUUUAUCUCUACAGGAAGAAGAAGUACGCAGAGGUUAAAGAGCCAUGGGAGAAGCAAUACGGUCCACUUCGUUAUUCAUACAAAUCUUUGUACAAAGCAACAAGAGGGUUUAACAAAGACGGUCGUCUCGGAAAAGGCGGAUUCGGAGAAGUCUAUAAAGGAACUCUUCCUCUUGUAGGAGACAUCGCAGUGAAGAGGCUGUCGCACGAUGCAGAGCAAGGCAUGAAGCAGUUUGUAGCUGAAGUUGUUACAAUGGGAAGCUUGCAGCACAAGAAUCUUGUUCCUCUGUUAGGGUAUUGCAGGCGAAAAGGCGAGUUGUUGCUUGUCUCUAAGUACAUGGAAGGAGGUAGCGUUGAUCAGUACUUGUUUCACGACGAUAAACCGCCUCUUUCGUGGUCUCAGAGAGUCGCGGUUCUGAGAGAUAUCGCGUCUGCGCUCUGUUACUUGCAUACAGGAGCUAGCCAAGUUGUUCUGCACAGAGAUAUCAAAGCUUCUAACGUCAUGUUAAAUGGAAACCUACAAGGGUUUUUAGGAGAUUUUGGGAUGGCUAGGUUUGAUGAUCAUGGAGCUAACCUCUCUGCAACAGCAGCUGUAGGAACCAUAGGUUACAUGGCGCUUGAGCUGACGUCAACAGGAACCUCAACAAGAACUGAUGUGUAUGCGUUUGGUGCGUUCUUGCUUGAGGUAACAUGUGGGAGGAGACCGUUUGAUCCUGAGAUGGCGGUUGAGAAACGACAUUUGGUCAAAUGGGUUUGUGAGUGUUGGAGGAAAGGCUCUCUGGUUGGUGCCAUAGAUGCAAGAUUGGGAGGUAAGUUCGUGCCAGGGGAAGUGGAAAUGGUUCUGAAACUUGGGUUGCUAUGCACAAGCAUUGUUCCGGAUUCAAGACCAACGAUGGAGCAAGUUGUGCAAUACAUAAACAGGCAUCAGAUGUUGCCUGAUUUCUCUCCAGAUACACCGGGGAUCGGAGUUUCUACUCCGGUGUUGAUGGGAAUACCUUCUUUGGCAAUCACUUCCACUUCAGUGGCCUCAUCAACACCAUCAGUAUCUUCUUCCUCUCCCAAUAAUUCAAUGUUUAUUUCUCACACGAUCGUUUAUGGUGAUGGAAGAUGA
This is a messenger RNA of Microthlaspi erraticum, 2043 nucleotides long. Lineage: Eukaryota; Viridiplantae; Streptophyta; Magnoliopsida; Brassicales; Brassicaceae. The record is from the annotation of a GenBank genome assembly.